Messenger RNA from Epinephelus lanceolatus (giant grouper), 3492 nucleotides. It is a transcript of the gene rrbp1b, whose product is annotated as ribosome binding protein 1b. Gene Ontology annotation, biological process: protein transport. The record is from RefSeq and is a predicted model, not a curated record. NCBI's taxonomy places the organism in Eukaryota, Metazoa, Chordata, Actinopteri, Perciformes, Serranidae. Gene Ontology annotation, cellular component: endoplasmic reticulum membrane.
GGGGGGGGGGCUUCUGGUCCCGUUCAGAGAAAGUGCCACGACUCUGCAGGCUGACGGACUGAGAGCUGAGACUUCCUGUUUGACACGAAUCAGUCAUGGACGUCUCCGACCCCCAGACCCUCGGCUUUAUGGUCUUUGGAGGCUUCAUUUUCAUUUCGGCGGUGGGCAUCACCCUCGUCUCCACGCUCUCCAUGAAGGAGACAUCGUAUGAGGAGGCACUGGCCAAACAGCGCCAGAAGCUGGUCCAAACACAGACUCAGAGAGCAGAGAAGAAGAAGAAGGAGAAGACCCUAGAGAAGAAGAACAAAGCCAAGAAGAAGGAGGAACAGCCAGAUGGGAAGCUCUCAGAACCAGGCAGUGAUGGUGGUGAGGAGCCUGAGGUGGUGGCUUGUACCGAGCCGCAAUCUGACCCCGAACCUGCCACAGAGCCCAUGGCUGCCCCUGAAAUGCCUGAACCAGAACCAGAACCAGAACCAAAACCAGAACCCGCAGCGGUCACUUCCGCCACCAUCGAGUCUCGUCCAGCCUCCUCACCAAAGGAGAAGAAGAAGAAGAAGUCAGCCAAGGUGGAACCAGCUGCUGUGCUGGAAACUGUUAAUAAGGAAGUUCUGGUCAUGGCAAUGGCGCCGGUGGUAGACAUUCCUCCAGUAAACGUUGUUUCUGAAGUGACCAGAGAACCAUCAGCUGCUAAAACCGAAGAACCCAAAGAGAGUUCAAGCAAGAAGAAGAAGUCCAAGACCAAACUGGAGCCAGUGACCGACUCCGCCAGUUCCUCCCUGCUGCUGCCAUACAGCGAGCUGCUGUUCGUUGUAUCCAACAUGGCACUCAGUGAUGACGAGUUGCACAAACUCAUGGAGGUCCUGAACCAGAGGGCCAAUGUCCGCCACGACUCCUGGCAGCUGGCCUGUCAGAAAGGAGACCCACUGUCCACUCUGAAGAAACAGCUGGAGGAGAAAGAUAAGCUGCUCACCACUGAGCAGGAGGACGCCGCCACCGCCAAAAGCCGCCUCCGAGAACUCAGCAAGGAACUUGGUGCACAUAAAUCCAAGAUGGCGUCUUUGGAUGCCAGUCUGAAGGCAGAGCUCAGUGCUCGGGUUCAAGAGGUCGACACCAUGCGGGCCAGAAUGGAGGCUGCUCACCAGGAACAUCUGAAACACACCCAGCAACUCAACCAGAAGAUUGGAAGUCUGCAGGAACAGCUGGAGAAUGGUCCCAAUGCUCAGCUGGCCCGACUGCAGCAGGAGAACUCCAUCCUCCGAGACGCCCUGAACCAGGCCACCAGCCAGGCCGAGAGCAGGCAGAACGCGGAGCUGGCCCGUCUCAGGCAGGACUGUGUCCAUCUGGGUCGGGAGCUGACCGAGUGUACCGAUGCUCUGCGGGCCAACGAGGAGCUCAGGAAGAGCCUGGAGGCCAAGAUGGCCGCUGCUGAGCAAGAACUGGCCCAAGUUCAGCUGGUGCGUGAGGACACGGAGCGUGCUCUGAAGCAGCACCUGGAGGAAGUGCGCUUGGAGCUGAAAGCAUCGCAGCAGGAAGCUGCUGCUGUUAGCGAGCUGAAGGGGGCGCUGGCGUCUGAACUGCAGGAGCUCAAGGUCCAGCUGGAGAACCAGGCUGCAGUCCAGGCGGAGCGCUCGUCUGAAGUGCAGCAGCUGAAGAACUGUGUGCAGCGCAGAGACGAGCAGGUCGUCUCUCUGGAGGCGGAGCUUGAUCGGCUGAGGGCGGAGCUACAGCUGCUGACGUCAACACAGUCCCAGAGAGCGGAGGAAGACGCCAACGAAGCAGCAGCUGGUGAUCAGACGCAGAGAGACAGUUCAGGAAGUGAGACGGAGUCUGAGCAGCCGUUUGAAAGUCUGGAGAAAGACUCUGAGCUGCUGCGUCUGGAGGAGGAGCUACAGCAGCUCAGAGAGGAGCUGCAACAGGCUCGUAACCACGGCAACGAGCUGCAGGACAAAAUGGCAGCGUUUUCCACUGCAGAGCGUCAGAGCGAGCAGCGGGAAGCGGAGCUGAAAGCAGCGCUGACUGAGGUGGAGUCCAGGUUUGCUGCCUUGUGUUUGGACUUCCAGGCGUCGCUGCAGAUUCUGUUUCCAGGUGUCUCUGUGGAGGCGGAGCAGAGCGACUGGCUGCAACGUUUCACUCAGAAAGCUGAGGAGAGUAAAAGUGUUGCAGAGAGCGCUCACUCCGAGCUGCAGUCGAGGCUGACGGAGGCUGACAGGAAACAGAGCGAACUGCAGACAAGGUUCGAUCAGAACACUAAAGUGCUGCAGGAAAUGGAGGCGGAGCUUCAGGUGCUGCAGCGACGCUCUGAAGAAGAAGAAACUGUGUGGAAGAAGAAACUGUCUGAAGCCGAACAGCAGAAACAAACAGUCCUGGAUCAGCUGCAGCUGCUGCAGGAUGAAGUCCGAUCACAGAGGACAGAGACAGACAACACUCAGCAGUUGAAGGAGCAGCUGAUGUUAUUGGAGGCUCAGCUGGAGAAACAGCUGGAGGAGGCCAGCUUCACCCAGAGCUGCUGUGAGGAGCUUGCUCAGGUGCAGUCUCAGGUGCAGCAGAUGUCCGUCAGGCUGCAGGUGGAGCAGGAGCAGCGGCAGCAGCUGGAAAAACAGCUGCAGCAGGCUCAACAGGAAGUGAUGGAGCUGCAGCAGCGGGUGGAGGCUGAUCAGAGAUCUGAGGUUUCUGUCUCUUCAUGCAUUCUUCAUGCCUCGAUCGUUGUUUAGACUGACGAUUUAAACCAAAGUUAAAAUGGGGUUUUGGUGGCUUGGUGGAUAGAACAGGUGCCCCAUGCACAAGGCGGUUGCCGCAACUGCUUGGGUUCGAUUCCAGCCUGUGGCCCUUUGCUACAUGUCAUUCCCUCUCUCCCCCCUUCAUGCUUAGCUUCCCUAUCAAUUAAAAGCAAAAAUGCCCAAAAGUAUAUCUAAAAAAAAAAAAAAACAGGUUUAAUGUCUGUGUACUGAGACAGGAAGUGUGGCCUCGUCAAAGUAAAAGUCAUUAGAGGAUUUAAGUAAAAGUCACAUGUAGAAGUUCGGGCACCCCUGGUUUAAUAUUAGAUGAGUAGAAGAUGAACUAAGAUCCAGCUUUUUAAUUUCAUCUUUUACAGUUUCAAAAUAACAAAAAAUAAAAAGGGUCUGAAGCUAAAGUUUGGACUCCUACAUGGUCAGUGCUCAGUAGCGCCCCCUUCCUCUAAACACUGUUUGUAUCCAGCUCAGAGUCUUUCAGGAGGAUUUCUUCUUGGGCCGUCUUCAUGCUCUGCUCUUUGAGCUCUAUCCACAGAUGUUUAAUGAUGUUUAGGUCGGGGGACUGUGAGGGGCGUGGCCAAAUCUUCAGCUUGCUCCUCCUGAGGUCGUCCAUUGUGGAUUUGGAGGUGUGUUACGGAUCAUCCUCUCUUCAUCUUCAGCUCUGUUACAGAUACUGUGAUGUCUGGAAUUUAAUUGAUCCAUUCUUCCCUCUACCUGUGAAAUGUUCCCCGUGUCACUGGCUGCAACACAAGCCCAAAGAGUC